AAGUUAGAUCGGAAGCUUUUUCCAUUUGAUUCGGCUGCCAUUGCUCCAGACAGGGACUUCCAAUAGAGCAGGUGUGUGCUUUUUGUGUGUGCUUAUCUUCCCUUUUCCAGAAGCAUAACAACUGAAAGGAUUAGACAAAGAACGGGACCGCAUGAUUGACUAGCAGGCAAAACAUUUAUAACUUGAUGGUUGACUAAAUAAGCUGAAGAAUAAGGACUAACAUUUCCACGGUAGACAGUAGGCUCCCAUGACCCCAAUUUCGUAGAGGGUCAAGAAGCCAAGAUGGGGGUUUCGGACGAAGAAUCGGCCCCGACGUUUACCAAGAAGCCUUCCCUUAGGCAAGAAGACGAUGGCAACAAACUCGUAUUCGAGUGCCAGUUGAUCACAAACCCCAAAUGUACCAUACAGUGGUACAGGGGGGACGUGAAACUGGACGAUGACCACCGGACUAAAGUGCGCAUGAAUGAAAUAGGCCCUAACAAAUACAACGUGAGCCUCGAAUUGAAUGAUGUGUUCGAAACGGACGCAGGAAUGUACAAAGUGACUGCCAAGAACAAAUUUGGAGAUGUGUCAGCUUCCAUUAACCUUAACUUCAGUCCUGCCGACGAACCACACGAAUACCAAACCGAUGGCAUUCCUCCCACAUUUUCGAAGAAGCCGUCAAUUCGCCAAGAAGAUGAAGGCAGGAAACUUCUCUUCGAAAGCCGAAUUCUAGCCGACCCUAAACCCCAAGUGUUCUGGUUUCACAAUAGUAAUCCUGUUGUGGAAUCUGCACGCUGUAAGGUUAAACUCGACAAAGAUGGAAAUGCUUAUUUUUCUACGUUAGAAAUUAAUGAUGUAACCAUUGAAGACGCCGGAAAAUACAAAGUUUUAGCCAAGAAUGAACUUGGUGAAAGUCAUGCUUCCAUUAGUUUGAAUUUCGAUAGUGAAGAUGAAGGCGUUCCAGCCGAAGGGACCAGACCUGUUUUUACUGAGAAGCCUACCAUUAAAGGAGCCGAUAACUUCAGCAAAGUCACAUUUGAGUGCAGACUAAUUGCUGACCCCAAACCCACAAUACAAUGGCUCCACAAUGGCAAACCAAUCCCAGAAGGAGGCAGGUACAAAUAUGGCCUUAUUUCAGACAAGCACAACCACAUCGUUUCAUUAGAAGUACAAAAAGUAACCGGUGCCGAUGGAGGAGAGUACAAAGCUGUUGCUAAAAACAAGCAUGGGGAUGGCCAUGCGAACAUUACUCUAAAUUUUGAAGAUGACAAGCCACAAAUUCCAAAAGGGAAAGCUCCACGUUUCCCACAGAAACCGACCAUUAAGCAAGGAGAAGCACUGGUACUGGAGUGCAUACUCGAAGCAGAUCCAAUGCCAGACAUCGUUUGGUAUCAUGACACAAAGAAAAUUGUUGAUGGGAAAAGGCACAAAAUUCAACAAAAGAGCACUGGAGCUGACACAUAUAAACUCACGCUUGAAAUUAGGGACCCAGUUACAGAGGACGGAGGCAACUACAGAUGCAAUGCUAUAAACGAAUUUGGAGAAAGCAAUGCAAACAUUGCUCUAAACUUCCAAGAUAGUGGUAAAGGCGAAGGCCUUGCACCAGAAUUUUUAGAAAAACCUCGAAUCAUUCCAAAAGAAGGCGGCAAGCUGAUUAUCAUGCAAUGCAAAGUAAAAGCAAAACCAGCUCCGAAGAUCACUUGGUACCAGGGUACUAAGGUUGUAAAAGAAACUAAUAGGGUACAAGCUAAAGUUAUUGAAGGGUCCGGAGAUGAGUUUACAGUAUCAUUGGAAGUACGAGAUCCUUCGAAAGACGAUGGAGGAGCCUACAAAUGCCAUAUGAUAAACGAACAUGGCGAACUGAAUGCAAAUUUGAAUUUAGACAUUCAAGCGGAGAAAGCUCCAUCUGGUGAAGCUCCUACAUUUGUUGAAAAACCGAAAAUUACUCAACAAGAUGGCGGAAACCGAAUCAUAAUGGAGUGCAAAGUGAGGGCUAGUCCAAAACCGGAUAUCAAAUGGACGUGUGAUGGGGUAGACGUUAAAGAAAGCACACGAAUAAAACAAACUAUCAAACAAGAGAAAGAUGUUUACCACAUUGUACUGGAAUUAAAGAAUUUGGAAUUCACUGAUGCCGGUUUGUACAAAUGCAAUGUGAAAAACGCACAUGGAGAAAGCAAUGCCAAUCUCACCCUGAAUAUUGAAUUGGCUCCAGUCAUCAAAGAGAAGCCAAAGAUUAUCAGAAAAGAAAUUCACAAGACUGUGAUAAUCGAGUGCCGAGUCUCCUCAGUUUCUAAACCCAAAUGCACCUGGUUCAAGGAAUCAAGCAUGGUGUCAGAAAGCAGCAAGCACCAGGUCCGCAUCACGGAAGUCAGCAAAGGCGAGUUCGCUGUAGCUUUGGAAAUCGACAAGCCCACGACGGCGGACAAGGGCAAUUACAAGAUGGUUGCUAAGAACGAGAAAGGAGAAAUAUCAUCCACAGCAGUUCAAGUAGACAUUGAAGAAGAAAAAGUUGAAAAAAAAGAAGAAAAAAAACCAACUGGAGAGAAACCGAAAAUUGUUCAGCCACCAAAAUCAAUUACAGUAGAAUCAGGAAAAAGUGCUGAAUUUACAUGCAAAAUUGAAUCAAAAACCAAGUCCACAGUUACGUGGUACAAAGGUACGCAAGUACUGAAAGAAUCUAAAGAAACCAAAAUAAGUUUUGACGGCACUUUUGCCAGCUUGACAAUAACACAGACAACAUCAACAUCUUCAGGAAGCUACAAGAUCGAGGUGUCCAAUGACUUUGGAAAAGUGGAAAGUUCUGCUACAUUGACUGUUGAAGAGAAAAAGAAAGUUGAAGAAAAGAAGGAAGAAAAGAAAGUGGAAAAGAAGGAAGAAAAGAAAGUAGAAAAGAAAGAAGAAACUAAAAUAGAGAAAAAAGAAGAAGUAAAAGUCGAAAAGAAAGAAUCACUGAAGGUUGAAAAGAAACAAGAGCUAAAAGUGGAGAAGAAGGAAGAAACUAAAGUUGAGAAAAAGGUUGAAAAGAAAGAGUCUCUAAAAGUAGAAAAGAAGGAGGAAAAGAAGACUACAGCCAAGCAAGCAGCUGUGCCCCAAAUUGCAAUUGAGGAGACAAAAGAAACAGCCGCUCCGAAAGGCAAGGGUCCUCAAGUGCCUGUUUUGAUCAAGGAGCCUUCCCCAGAACCAGGAUCCAGGAAGGGCUCCACUGACGUAAGUGCCGGCAUGGGCAGUCGAGUGGGAAGUCGUAGGGGCUCUUAUGUGGACCUUAGCCCUAGUCCUGGUGGUUCAAGGAGGGGGUCAAUCAUUAUUGCUGACGAGAAAGGUCUUGUUGUUGACGAAACUGGUAAAACGAAAAAAUUACGACCUGGUGAAAUGUUAGAAGUCCAGACGCAAAAACGAAGAAAAAGUAUUGAUGUUAGAAGAGUAAGUGUAUCUGAGCUUCAAGAAAUGAUUGACAAACCCUGCACACCGCUAAAACCUCUUCCAGACAGUGAAAAGUGUGCUCCUUCCAUCAUUGAUUUCCAGCAGAAUUAUUCCGCCGUCGAAGGUGCUACUGCUUACCUAUCAUUCCAAGUGGAAGGCAAUCCAGCUCCACAAUUCCAUUUUUGGAAAGGUAUCUCAGAAAUCUUCGAAGGAGGCCGUUACAAAAUUUUCACUGAUGGCAAUUCCAAUACUGUGGCUCUAUGUAUACGAAAAGCACAAGCUAAGGAUGAAGGAAAGUACAAAAUUGUGGCCUACAACGAAGUCGGGGAAGACACACAGGAAGUUAGUCUGUUUGUCAGCGAUGAAAGUGGAAUGGAUUUUAGGGCAAUGUUGAAAAAAAGACAAUAUGCCAAAUGGAAGGAAGAACAGGAAGAUCCAAAUUAUAACCUGAAACCGCCUGAAAAAGAACGACGACCAUCUUUAAGGGAAACAAAGAAAAAAGACGAAUUCGUCAAGCCACUGAUCGAUUCUCGUGCUAAAGAAGGCAAAGAUAAGAAAUUACGAUUAGAGGCAGUAUUCUCCAAAUUGAAUGUGAAAGCCAAAUGGUUUAAAGGCAAGGAAGAAUUAUUCUUGGGUAAGAAAUACCACAUGCAAAGUGAAGGGGAUUUGCACGUGUUGAUCAUCAACAAUCCCACUGAGGAUGAUGCAGGAAGAUAUAAGAUUGAAUGUAUGGGCAUUGGCAGUUCCUGCAUUGUAGAAGUUGAUGAACCAGAUCCAGUAUACAAGUUUACUAAGAGAUUGCAAGAUACCACUGACGCAUAUACAACAAAGGAAAUAGUUUUGGAAUGUGCCGUAAACGAUUACAAAGCAAUUGUUACCUGGUACAAAGACGGACAGAAAAUCGAGGCAUCUGACAAAUAUGUUAUUGAAGCAGAUCCUCUCGGCCGAAAACUGCUGAAAAUUACAGAUCUGAAACUUGGUGAUAGUGGACAAUAUCUGUGCAAGAUUAAUGCUGAAGAAAAAACAGAAACAAAAUUAGUUGUAACUGAUCAACUAUUCAAGUUCACGAAGCCGUUGAAGAGCAUCAAGGUAACUGAAAAUACGGAAGCAGUGCUGGAGUGUGAGUUAGACGACUGGGAAGGAAAAGUCACGUGGUUCAAAGGAGAGAAAGAAUUGAAACCUGACCCCGUCGUGGAACAAGUGGCUCAAAUUCGACGCAGAAAACUCAUUUUCAAAGGUGUGCGCUUGGGUGACGAGGGAAAAUACACCUGCAAGUCAAAUGCUGAUAGCACAGUUUGUGAAAUGAUUGUUGAGCCUGCCAACAAAAUCAUGAAAAAGUUGAAAGAUUGCACCCUUCUUGAGAGAAGCAAAAGCAUACUGGAGGUUGAAAUGUUGGACAAGAAAGCACCUGUGGAAUGGUUUAAGAAUGGUGAAAAAAUUAUUCCAACCGACAGAAUUCACAUCAAAAUGCAUGAUGACGGAAAACAUCACUUGAUUUUCACUACCCUCGAGAUGGAGGACGCUGGCGAGUACAUGUGCCAAGCAAAAGAUCUAAAGACAGCUUGCAAGCUAACAGUGGAACAGGCUGAGAGGGCGCCUGUUAUUAAACUGGACAAAUUUGACUUCAUUGGUGAAGCUGGAAAACCAUAUCAAAUAGAAGUUCCUUAUGAAAUUAUUGGCACGAGAACAUCGAAAGCGGUGGCCAAAUUGUUGCGCAACGGACAACCAGUAGGUCCGAAAGAAGUGGAUAUUGUUGUUAAAGACGAAAAAGUGGUUAUAACAUUCCGUAAAGCAGUCAGAGGAUCAACUGGAAAAUACGGCUUUACACUGACGAAUUCUCAAGGUGAAGCAGCUUGUGAAAUGGAUAUUAACAUUCAAGAUGUGCCCACAGUACCAGAGGGUCCACUGGAAGUAUUUGACGUUUACAGAGACCGCUGCAAGCUGAAGUGGAAGCCUUGCAAGGACACAGGUGGCAUGCCGUUGAAGCACUACUUAAUCGAAAGACAAGACUUGGGGGCGAGAGGAGGAUGGGCAGAAGUGGCCACCACCGAAGACACCAAGUUCGAUGUCACUGAUCUGACUCCAAAGAAGGAAUAUAAAUUCAGAGUCAGAGCCAUCAACGAAAAAGGAUCCUCACAGCCCCUAGUAGCGCCGAAAAAUACAUUUGCUAAAGAUCCUUAUGAUGAACCGUCUAAGCCAGGAAAUGUGGAAAUUGAAGACUGGGAUGCUGGCAGAGUAGAUAUAAAAUGGACGCCGCCAGAGAGUGACGGUGGAGCACCAAUUACGAGCUAUAUUGUGGAGUACAAAGACAAAUUUUCUGGUGAUUGGACAACGGGACCAGAAGUUGGAUCUAAUGAACUCAAGUGCCGUGUUGAUGGGUUGAAAGAAGGUGUUCAAUAUCAGUUCCGGGUGAAAGCAGUAAAUAAAGCUGGUCCCGGUGAACCAAGUGACCCAUCAAAACCAGUCAUUGCUAAACCAAGAUAUGUUAAACCAUACAUCAUUGGUGACGAGGUAAAAGGAAUGAUCAUCAAAAAGGGCAACAUCAUAAAGUAUGAGAUCCAAUUUGGCGGUGAGCCACCUCCGACAGUGAAAUGGUCUCGAGAUUUGAAUGAACUUACGCCAUCAAAAAAAAUCACUAUUGACAGCACAGGGAAGGACACUACACUGCUAGUCAAAAGCGCUGAGCGUGGUGAUAGUGGAAAAUACACAUUGACUCUCACAAAUUCCUCAGGAUCGAUUUCGUCUUGGGGCGAUGUCAUCGUUUUAGAUAAACCGACAGCACCACGGGGACCACUGAAAGCAGAUGAAGUCCGUGCGGACCACGUUAAGCUUAACUGGAAGAAACCAGAAGACACUGGUGGACAAGAUCUCAAAGGUUAUAUUAUCGAAAAAAUGGAUACUGAUACUGGACGUUGGGUUCCGGCUGGAGAAGUUGGCCCACACGAAAAUAACUUUACUGUGGAUGGAUUAACUCCUAAGAAAAAAUACAAAUUUAGAGUCAAAGCUAUCAACAAAGAUGGAGAAUCUCCAGCUUUAGUUACUGAAGAAGCAAUUGAAGCUAGAAACCCAUACGAUGAGCCUGGAAAGCCACCAAAGCCAGAGAUAAUUGAUUACGACAACACCAAAGUAGAACUUAAGUGGGUUCCACCCGACAACGAUGGUGGUAGACCGAUCCUGCACUACAUCGUUGAAAUGAAAGACAAGUUCAGUGUUGCCUGGACUGAAGUGUUGAAGACUGCUGAUAACAAGUGCAGAGGUGUAGUUGAGGGAUUGAAAGAGAACUCUGUUGUGCAAUUUCGAGUCAGAGCCGUCAACAAAGCAGGAGCUGGUGAACCCAGUGAACCUACGGCUAAUCAUACUGUGAAGCAUAGAAACUUAAAACCAUAUAUCGACCGAACAAAUCUUAAGAACCAAAUGAUAAAAGUUGGAAGAUCAGUCAAAUUCGACGUUGAUGUCAGAGGCGAGCCUCCACCAGAAAUCACAUGGUCUUUCGCCGAUCAUAAAGUGGUUCAAGAUGAUCACGUCAAAGUAGACAACAGAGAUUACCACACUGUGUUCAAUCUUAACAAAGCAAAGAGGAAACAUUCAGGAAGAUAUACGAUCAUUGCCAGCAAUGCAUCAGGAAAAGACAUGGUUUCUGUUGAUAUAACUGUUCUAGGAAAACCAGCUAAGCCGGAAGGUCCGCUUGAAGUGUCUGAUGUUCACAAGGAGGGCUGUAAAUUAAAAUGGAACAAACCAAAAGAUGAUGGAGGUGCUCCUAUUCAACAAUAUGAAGUGGAGAAAUAUGAUAAGGAAACUGGCAGAUGGACACGCGUUGGCAAAGUGAGCGGUGACAAGCCGGAAAUGGAUGUGACUGGACUUACACCAGGAAAGGAAUAUCUCUUCCGAGUUGCUGCCGUCAACGAAGAAGGCGAAUCAGAACCUUUGGAAACUCUGAGACCUAUUAUUGCAAAGAAUCCUUUUGAUGAGCCUGGAAAACCAGGCGUUCCAGAGUUUGCUGACUGGGAUAACUGCAGCGUGGACUUAAAGUGGGCAGCUCCAGCCAGUGACGGAGGAUCACCCAUCACCAAAUACAUCAUCGAGAAGAAAGAAAAAUUCUGCAUGAAUUGGGAAAAGGCCGCUGAAGUGCUCGGUGACAAAUGCGAAGCCAAAGUCGUGGAUCUUAAAGAAAAAGCUGAAUAUCAGUUUAGAGUUAUUGCUGUUAAUGCUGCUGGUCCUAGUGAACCGAGCGAUACUACCAAACAUCACCUUGUCAAACACAGGAAAUUAAAACCGCAAAUUGAUCGAACCAACUUGGAAACAACGACGAUUCGAAAAGGUAAAUCGUUGAAAUUGGAUGUCAAUAUCAAAGGAGAGCCAGCUCCUACAGUCAAAUGGCUUUUGAAAGACAAGCCUGUUGAAAACUCAGAAGGUAGAGAAAUUGUAAACGUGGAUUACAAUACCAAAUUAAUUAUUCACGUUGGCCAGAGAAAGUACACCGGCACAUAUAAAAUUAUUGCAGAAAAUGAGCACGGAAAAGAUGAAGCAGAAGUUGAAAUAAUCAUUUUGGGUGCUCCAUCCAAGCCAAAGGGUCCACUUCAAGUGAGUGACGUCCACGCCAAAGGUUGCAAGCUCAAAUGGGAGCCACCAGAAGACGAUGGUGGUAAGCCCAUCAACCACUACCAAGUGGAGAAGAUGGACACGAAUACUGGUUCUUGGGUGCCUGUUGGCAGGGCCGAGAGUGACAAACCGGAAAUUGAUGUCCCAGGACUCAUACCCGGAAAAGAGUAUCAGUUUAGAGUCAAGGCAGUGAACGCCGAAGGAGAGUCCGAACCUCUGGUAACGGAUAAGCCUACUGUUGCCAAAAAUCCAUUCGAGGCUGCCAGUGCACCUGGAGUCCCAGAAAUCGUCGACUGGGAUGAGAAUAUGGUAGAUCUGAAAUGGACACCACCUAAAAAUGAUGGAGGUGCUGGCAUAACUGGCUACAUCAUCGAGAAGAAAGAACGAUUUGCCACCAAUUGGGAUGUUGGUGCAGAAGUACAAGGCUCAAAACCAGAGGGCAAAGUGACCGGCCUACUGAAAGGUCACCAGUAUGAGUUCCGAGUAAAAGCAAUCAACAAAGCAGGAGAAGGAGAACCUAGUGAACCAACAAAACCACACAUCGCGAAAGCAAGGAAUCUUGCCCCCAAAAUCAAUCGUGCCAAUCUGCAAGACAUCACCAUCCGUGCAGGAAACUCCACCAAGCUUGAUGUUGAAGUUGAAGGCGAGCCUCCAGCAACCAUCACGUGGCACUUAGGAGAGAAACCCGUUGAACCUGAUGACGUGGUACAAUUCCACAACGAAGAUUAUGCGACGCAUAUAAAGUUUACUCACUUGACUCGACCAUACAGUGGGAAAUAUACCAUUCGUGCAGUGAAUAAAAACGGAAAGGACGAGGCAACUGUGAAUAUUAAAGUAUUAGCCAAGCCAACGAAGCCAGAAGGCCCUAUCGAAAUUACCGAUGUACAUGCCGAAGGGUGCAAGUUGGAGUGGCAACCGCCAAAGGAUGACGGUGGAAUGCCAUUGGAAGGAUAUCAAGUGGAAAAACUAGACGUACUCAAAGGCAUUUGGACACCUGUUGGAAAAGUGGAUAAAGAUACCACAGAGAUCCCAGUGACAGGAUUGGAGCAAGGCAAAAAGUACCAUUUCAGAGUGAAAGCUAUUAACAACGAAGGUGAAUCUGAGCCACUUGAAACGGAUCGCUCAACAUUAGCGAAAAAUCCAUUUGAAAAACCUGGCGCACCUGGAAUUCCAGAAGUGGUCGAUUAUGACAAGGACUUUGUCCAAUUGAAAUGGGACCCACCAGCAAGAGACGGCAAUGCCCCAAUCACUGGUUACGUUAUUGAAAAGAAAGACAAGAUAUCCGGUCAGUGGGUUAAAGCUGCAGACGUUAGUGGAAACGAAGGAAAAGUUGGAGGUUUAAUUGAAGGACAAAAAUAUGAAUUCCGCGUAAGGGCAGUCAACAAGGCGGGACCAGGAGAACCCAGUGAAGCCACACCUCCUCAUUUGGCUAAACCUAGAUUCUUGAAACCACGCAUCGACAGAACAAACUUAAAGAAUAUGGCUAUCAAAAUUGGUCAAACAGUCAACCUGGAUGUGAAUAUCAUUGGCGAGCCGCCGCCUGAAGUAAAAUGGGAGCUAAACGACGUCGAAGUGAAAACUUCUGACGUAAUUCGAAUCGACAAUGCCGAUUACAAUACGAAAUUCUACCUCCUCCGUGCUACACGAAAAGAAAGUGGAAUAUACACAAUCACUGCCACCAACAAGAUGGGAAAAGAUGAAGCAAAGGUAGAGAUAUUUGUCAUGGGUAAGCCCAGUAAGCCCAGAGGGCCCUUGGAUGUGUCAGACGUGCACAAAGAAGGCUGCACCUUGAAGUGGACAGAGCCCGAAGACGAUGGAGGCAGUCCGAUCGAAUACUACGAAGUCGAAAAAAUGGAUGAAGACACUGGAGUUUGGGUGCCUGCUGGCAAGUCGCAGACGCCCAAGUGCGACCUUACAAACUUGCAGCCUGGAAAGAAAUACAAGUUCCGUGUUCGCGCUGUCAACAAGGAAGGUGACUCCGAAGAACUCGAAACCGAUCAAUCUACCCUUGCAAAGAAUCCAUUUGAUGAACCAUCUAAACCUGGUCGUCCAGAACCAACAGAUUGGGAUGUGGACCAUGUUGACCUACAGUGGGCACCACCCGCUAGCGACGGAGGAUCUCCUGUCACAAAGUACAUCAUAGAAAAGAGAAAGAAAGGAGCUCACAAGUGGCACAAGGCUAAGGAAAUUCCGGGAGGCCAGACAUCCGGAACUGUUGGAGAUCUUGAAGAGGGAGAGGAGUAUGAAUUCAGGGUGAUUGCUGUUAACAAGGGAGGAAAGAGUGAACCUAGCGAUUCGUCAAGACCAGUUAUUGCUAAGCCAAAGAAUUUGGCACCAAAAAUAGAUCGCACCAAUUUGAAACCACACACUGUCAGAAGUGGACAAGCAGUGCGACUAGAAAUCGAUGUUAAAGGUGAACCUACACCAACAAUCACAUGGACGAUUGAUGGAAAACCCUUACCUGAGUCUUCCAGGAUCAAACCGAUCAUCGAGGCUAACCGUACCGUAUUCGUUAUCAGCAAGGCUCUACGAAAAGAUUCAAAUAAAUAUGUGAUAACGGCAAAGAAUUCCAAUGGCACGGAUGAAGCAACGUUGGAACUGAAAGUACUGGGUAAACCAAGCAAACCAAAAGGUCCAUUAAAGGUCGAAGAUGUGCAUGCUGAAGGUUGCAAACUCGCUUGGGAUCCACCCGAGGACGACGGAGGUGAACCAAUUCAGCAAUACGUAGUGGAGAAGAUGGACACAGAAACUGGAAGAUGGGUUCCAGUUCUCACAACAAAAGAACCCAACGCCGAGAUUACCGGACUCAUUCCAGGGAAAGAUUACAAGUUCAGAGUGAAAGCACUCAAUCCUGAAGGAGAAUCGGAAGCGCUGGAGACGGAAAAAGCCAUAACUGCCAAGAAUCCAUUCGAUGAGCCAGGGCAACCUGGAAAGCCAUCUGCAAAGGAUUGGGAUAAGCAUCAUGUUGACCUCACUUGGCCAGCACCAAUGAGUGAUGGUGGAUCUCCAAUAACCAGUUACAUCAUCGAGAAGAAGGAUAAGUACAGUAGCAAGUGGCAGAAAGCUAUUGAAAUUAUCGGAGAUGCUUGCGAGGCUAGAGUGCCUGAUCUCAUCGAAGGCAUGGAGUACAAUUUCAGAGUUCGGGCUGUUAACAAAGCAGGUCCCGGUGAGCCAAGCAUACAGAGUGAUUCUAUUGUGGCUAAAAUCCGAUAUAUGGCUCCUAAAAUCGACCGGGGCAUGCUGAAAGACAUUAUGAUCCAUGCUAGCCAGAGUGUGAAGUUCGAUGUGAAGGUUCUCGGAGAGCCACCACCGAAGAAGAUUUGGAUGAUAGGAAAUAUCACUUUGAAGGCUGGGGGGAAAGUCAACAUCGAGAAUGAGCCUUAUCGUUCCAAACUAAACCUGAUUAACUGUGAUAAACGAGAUACGGGUACAUACAUAAUCAAGGCUGAGAAUAGUGUUGGUUCUGAUGAAGCUACAGUUGAGUUAAUGGUACUAGAUCGCCCCGGAGCACCUACAGGGCCCUUGGAAAUAUCAGACGUUCAUGCUGAAGGUUGCAAGUUAAAAUGGAACCCUCCAGAAGAAGAUGGAGGAGUCCCAGUCGAACAUUAUGCUGUGGAGAAGAUGGACACAGCUACUGGAAGGUGGGUGCCAGUGGGAAGAAGUCUUGGACCAGAAAUUGAUGUUGGAAACCUGGAACCCGGGCAUGAAUACAAAUUCAGAGUGAAAGCAGUAAAUGCUGAAGGUGAAUCAGAUCCACUAGAUGCUUCUGAGCCAGUAGUUGCAAAGAACCCGUAUGACCCACCAGGUCAACCAAGUACUCCUGAAGUGAAGGACUGGGAUAAAGACCGUGUUGAACUGGCUUGGACACCUCCAGCCAAAGACGGUGGUGCUCCGAUUACUGGCUAUAUUAUCGAAAAGAAACGCAAAGGAUCCACACAAUGGACCAAAGCAGCUGAAGUGGACGGUGAUGCCACGUCAGGGAAAGCAACUGGUCUUGAGAAUGGUGAAACCUAUCAAUUCAGAGUUCGGGCAGUUAACCAAGCUGGCCCUGGUGAGCCCAGUGAAGCUACGAAACCGGUGCUGGUUAAACCAAGAAAAUUGGCACCGAAGAUCGACCGACGCAACUUGGUUAACAUCAGCAUCAAGGCCGGUCAAGCUUUCUCAUUCGAUGUCAAGAUCAAAGGCGAGCCAGCACCUACCGUCCGAUGGAUGCUUAAAGAUAAGCAGGUUGAAGAAAGGUCCGACUUGAGCAUAACAAACAUUCCUCACAAUACGAAACUUGUCUGUGAUAGUGCUCAGCGAAUCGAUUCCGGCAUUUAUAGAAUCAUUGCCUCCAAUGCUCAUGGCGAAGACCGCGCAGAUGUCGAAGUCUCCGUGCUUGCCAAGCCUUCAAAACCAGAAGGCCCUCUCAUCGUAUCCGAUGUGCAUAAGCAUGGCUGUAAAUUGAAGUGGAACAAGCCCAAGGACGAUGGUGGUGAACCACUGGAAGGUUAUGUCAUUGAAAAGGAAGAUCCAGAAACCGGUCUCUGGAUACCAGUGACUAAGUCGUACGUCCCUGAAGCGGAAAUUACCGGACUUACACCAGGAAAGGCUUACAAAUUCAGAGUAAAAGCUGUCAAUAAAGAAGGUGAAUCAGAACCUUUGGAAACAUUUGCACCAGUUGUUGCCAAAGAUCCGUUCGAUCCUCCGGGUGCUCCUGGAACACCAGAGCCCACGGACUGGAAUAAAGACCACGUGGACCUCGCGUGGAAAGCUCCCGAUUCUGAUGGAAACUCAGCCAUCAGCCAUUACAUCAUUGAAAAGCGGGAAAAGGGGUCGCCCCGCUGGGAGAAGGCGGCUGAAGUUCCAGGGGACCAGACUAAAGGAACCGCCCCUUUCCUCACAGAAGGAAAGGACUAUGAGUUCCGAGUCAUUGCCGUUAAUAGAGCAGGACCGGGUGAACCCAGCGCUGCAUCCAAAACUGUCACGGCAAAACCACGUUUCUUGGCACCAAUUAUUGAUAGGAAGAACUUACAAGAUAUAACAGUGAAAGCAGGUCAAACAAUCAAGUUCGACGUGAAUGUAAUCGGAGAACCACCACCGACAAUAAUUUGGACUAUAAAUGAAAUGGAAGUAAAACCCUCUGAUCGCAUUACCCUCAAUAAUGAGGAUUAUAACACGAAAUUAGUGAUCAGGAGGGCCACAAGAGCUGAAAACGGAAAAUUUAUCAUCACCGCAUCCAACAGUUCUGGACGGGAUGCUGCCAACGUCAUUGUGACAGUUCAAGACAAACCAUCGCCACCACAAGGACCUCUUGAUGUGUCUGAUGUCCAUAAAGAUGGUUGCAAGCUUAAAUGGAAGAGGCCAGCUGAUGAUGGUGGAGUUCCUCUAGAAGGCUAUCUUGUUGAGAAAAUGGAUGAAGAAACUGGUAUCUGGGUACCUGUAGCAAAGACGAAAGAUCCAAGUAUGGAAGUCACUGGUUUAACACCAGGAAAGAAAUUCAAAUUUCGAGUUCGAGCUUUGAACAAGGAAGGCGAAUCAGACCCUCUGGAAACAACAGAAGCUAUAACUGCCAAGAAUCCAUUCGACGAACCUAGUGCACCCGGAAACUUGGAAGUCACGGAUUGGGACAAAGAUCACAUCGAUCUAAAAUGGACUCCGCCAGAAUCGGAUGGAGGCUCUCCAAUUACUAGCUACGUAGUAGAAGUAAAGGACAAACUAGGCAACUGGGAGAAGGCCAUGGACGUUCCAGCAGGACAAACUACAGCCUCUGUACCUGAUCUCGUACAGGGACAAGCCUAUGAAUUCAGAGUUAAAGCUGUGAACAAAGCAGGACCUGGCGAACCAAGUAAUGCAACGCCGCCUGUAGUUGCUAAGCCGAGAAGGCUUGCCCCUAAAAUUGACCGAUCUACGUUGCACAAAAUCCGAGUGAAGGCAGGACAAUCAUUCCACUUCGAAGCUAACGUCAUUGGUGAACCACCCCCGACUAUGACUUGGGCACUCAGGACAAGAACCAUUGAAAGUGGGGACAGAGUGAAAAUAGCAAAUGAGGAAUACAGCACAAAAAUCACAGUGAGACAGUGUCGAAGAGAUGACAACGGGGUGUACAUACUUACGGCAACUAACGAACACGGAAAAGAUGAAGCAGAAGUUGAAGCAGUUGUUUACGAUAAACCAACUCCACCAGGAGCUUUGAAGAUAGAAGAUGUACAUGCUGAGGGUUGCAAUCUUUCCUGGAAUCCUCCAUCUGAUGACGGGGGUAUGCCAGUGGACCACUACUUAGUAGAAAAACAAGAUCCUAAAACUGGUGCUUGGACACCUGUUGGGGAAACUUUUGGACCAGAAACUUCUAUGAAGGUUAAAGGACUACAGCCUGGAAGAAUGUAUAAAUUCAGAGUGAGGGCUGCAAAUAGACAAGGCGAGUCUGAGCCUUUGGAAGCAGACAAAACCAUUGUUGCCAGAAAUCCAUUCGAUGCUCCAGGAAAACCAGGCACUCCAGAAAUUGAGGAUUACGAUCGAGAUUUUGUGCAGUUGAAGUGGAAAGCGCCAGAAAAGGAUGGCGGUUCACCAAUCACAGGAUACGUCAUUGAAAAGAAAGACAAGCUUAGCGGUGACUGGAUGACUGUACAAGAUGUUCCUGGGGAUCAAACUACAGCUAAAGUUCCUGAUCUAAUUGAAGGUGGCGUGUACGAAUUCAGAAUACGUGCAGUCAACAAAGGUGGACCCGGAGAGCCUAGUGAUUCUACUGGUCAACAUGUUGCUAAGCCAAAGAACUUGGCACCACAUAUUGAUCGAAAUGCAAUGAUCAACAUCAGAUUGAAAGCUGGCAAGAGUUUUGAACUUAACGUACCUGUUUCUGGAGAGCCUCCGCCAAAGAAGACCUGGACUUUGAACGGCAAAAUGGUCAUGGAUGAUCUUCGUUGGUACUUUACGUACGAGGAUUACAGGACAAUUGUUAAAGUAAAGAAGGCCCUGAGAGAAGAUUCUGGAAGUCUCAUGCUAACAGCAACCAACUCGAACGGAACAGAUAGUGCAAAGAUAACAGUUGUCAUUUUAGAUGUACCACUUGCACCAAAGAACUUGCAAAUCACUGAUAUCACGAAGGAAGGUUGUAUGGUAAACUGGAGUCCUCCUGAUGAUGACGGCGGAAAUGACAUCCAGCACUACACUGUUGAGAAGAAGGAUAUGGAGACUGGUCGGUGGGUGCCUGUAGAUGAGACCAUCAACACGUACCUGUAUGCCGAUAAGCUGAUAGAGAUGCACGAAUACCAGUUCCGUGUGAAGGCUGUGAAUAGAGAAGGCAGUUCUCAGUGGGUAAUGACGAAGCAAGCAAUUGUGGCCAAGAAUCCUUUUGAUCCUCCAGAAAAACCAAGCACACCUACUGCAAGUGACUGGGAUUCGCAUUUCAUUGAACUAGAAUGGCGACCGCCGAGAAAAGAUGGCGGUGCCCCUGUCAGCAGUUACGUCAUUGAAAAACGUUUGAAAGGAAGUCCUCUAUGGGAAGAAGCCGCAAGAGUGGCUGGUGAAGUCACCAAAACUAAGAUAUCCGAUUUGGUUGAAGGAGAAGAAUACGAAUUCCGCCUUAUCGCUAUCAACAAGGCCGGUCCUAGUGAGCCCAGUGAUCCAACACAGCCUAUUACAGCUAAACCUCGCCAUUUGGCACCGAUUGUGGAUCGUCUCACUUUGCUCGACCAAAGAGUUCGUGCUGGCCGCCCCAUCACAUAUCAGGUGGCAAUUAAAGGAGAACCAGCACCAAUUGCAUCAUGGUCCAUCAACGAUAAACCUGUCAUCGGUAAUCCUAGGGUAGACGUUCAAACGAGUCCAACAACCUGUUUCUUCGAAAUCUUAAUCUCCGUUCGAUCCGACACUGGAAAGUACACACUGAAUUUGGAAAACAACUCUGGAAGAUUAUCGACAUCGGCCACAGUUACUGUUUUGGAUCGCCCGUCACCACCGGAAGGACCGCUAGAUGUUAGUGACGUCACCAAAGAAUCCGCAGUUCUAACUUGGAAAGCUCCAAAGGAUGAUGGCGGCUGUCCCAUCAAGUACUACCUUAUUGAAAAAAUGGACUCUUCACGUGCCACUUGGAUGGAGGCUGGACAGUCGACGUCACUAAGCUUCAAAGUUACGAGAUUGGUUCAUCACAAAACAUAUCAGUUUAGAGUCAUUGCAGUGAAUGAAAUUGGUAAUUCAGAUCCCUUGGAAAAAGAGCAAGGUGUAACAGCCAAAGAUCCAUUUGAACCACCAAGCACUCCAGGAAAACCAGAAGCUACUGAUUGGGGCAGUGAUUUUGUGGAGCUGACAUGGCCAGCACCCAAAGAUGAUGGAGGUUCUCCAGUUUCCGGUUACAUUAUACAGAAAAAACUCAAAGGUUCUAAUUUGUGGGAGAAAGGUGUUGAAGUUGUCGGCGCGGAAACUAAAGGAAAAGUUCCUUAUUUGAUAGAAGGGCAGGAUUACGAAUUUAGAGUGAUUGCUCUCAACAAAGGAGGACAGAGUGAUCCCAGCGAGCCUUCAGAAUUGAUCACAGCUAAACCAAGAUUCUUGGCGCCUAAAAUCAUAACGCCGAUGAAAGAAAUGGAAGUAAAGAUGGGAGACAUCCUGCACAUUGAAAUUAAGUUCAUUGGUACUCCAACACCGCAAAUUACGUGGACUGUAGACGACAAGCCAUUGGAAACAGACAAGAGAGUUACUGUAUCCAACUACGACAGCUACACUCUCAUUCACAUCAUCAAUACCAAGAGGUCUGAUAGUGGACGUUACUGUCUGAAGCUGAAGAAUGAGUCUGGAAGCGACGAAGGAACGAUGAAAGUGAUAAUUCUUGGCAAACCAAGUGCACCUGAGGGACCACUAGACGUUAGUGACAUUCAGAAAGAUAGUGUCACGUUAUCUUGGAAGCCACCUAAAGAUGACGGUGGAAGUGAAGUAACGGCUUAUGUCAUAGAAAAACGUGACAAGUCACACAAUGGACCAUGGGUUGAAGCACUCACCAUUCCAGCCAAAUCAACAGAGGCCGUUGUGCCUAAACUGAUGGAGAAUACCAAUUACGAAUUCAGGGUCAAGGCUAAAAAUGCUCAAGGGCUGUCGUCCCCUCUGGAGACAGAUCGUUCAGUUCUAGUCAAAAAUCCAUUCAAACCACCGGGACCACCAGGUGCGCCCGAGCCUGUAGAUCAUGACAGAGAUUUCAUCAAAAUUCGCUGGUCGCCGCCUAUGAAAGAUGGAGGUUCUGAAAUCAUUGGUUAUGAUGUUGAGAGGAGAGAUACAAAACUCAACAGAUGGGUCCAAGUUAACCAUGGCUUAACGAAGGGUGCUAGCUUCACUGACAAUACUGUGACAGAUGGCCAUGUGUAUGAGUAUCGCACUAUUGCUCAUAACGUAGCCGGAUCAAGCGAACCAGGUCCAGCUUCCAAACCAAUAGCAGCUAAACCUAUGAAAGAAAAACCAAAAUUGCAUAUGGAUGGUCUUUAUGGAAAACUAAUAAGAGUACGUGCUGGUGAUCCUGUAUAUAUCAACAUUCCCAUGACCGGCUCUCCGCUACCGACCAUCAAAUGGACAUUCAACAAGCAAAACUUGGUGGACACUCCUCGCACUAGGCAAGAGGUCGGUGAUGAUUUGAUUAAGUUGACCAUUCCAAAAUCUGCCAGAACUGAUAGUGGAGUCUACACUAUUUUGGCCAAAAACGCUUAUGGUGAAGAUUCGGCUGACAUCACACUAUUAGUUUAUGAUAAACCUGCUGCACCAAGAGGACCUUUAGAAGCAACUGAAACUACUAACAGCUCAAUAACACUGAAGUGGUUGAAACCUGAAGAUGAUGGUGGCUCUGAGCUGACAGGAUACAUUGUUGAGAAAUGUGAAAUUGGAGCCGAUAAGUGGGCUCCCGUUGGAGGAUAUUGUCCAAGCACAACGUUCACUGUCAAAGGAUUGGACGAAGGAAAGCAGUACCGAUUUAGAGUCAGAGCAGAAAACAUUUAUGGCAUAAGCGAUGCUUUGGAAAGUAAACCUUUUACAGCCAAGAAUCCGUUCGAUCCUCCAGAUCCGCCAAGUCAACCCAAAGUUUUGGACCACGGACCAACAUUUGUCUCGUUGUCUUGGCAGCCACCAGCACAUGAUGGUGGAAAACCAGUCACAGGAUAUCUUGUGGAAAAGAAAGAAAAAGGUACUCAAGAAUGGGUACGGGUAACAGCCUUCCCGAUCCCGACGACGGAUUUUGUUGUACCCAGCUUGUCGGAUGGACAGACAUAUGAAUUCCGAGUCCUGGCUGUGAACGAAGGAGGUGUUGGCAAACCCAGUAAACCAACAGGACCAGUUAUGGCAGUUAAGAAAAUGUAUCCACCAGAAGCUCCUGAAGCGCCACACAUUGAUAAAAUUACCAAAGAAUCUGUGACACUCUCUUGGCCAAAACCAAACGAUGGUGGAAGCAAAAUCCUUGGUUAUUAUAUUGAGAAGCGAAUGAAAGACAGCAAAGACUGGGACAUUAUCAAUAACAUUCUUCACAAAGAUCGAACUUUCUUGGUACCAGAAUUACAAGAAGGUAAAGAAUACGAAUUCAGAAUCAUUGCUGUCAAUAACAUCGGUGAAAGUCCGCCAAGCAAGCCAAGUGCGAUGGUUCUUGUUGAGGAGCAACCUGAUAAGCCCAGAAUUGAUGUUGGAGCAGUGAAAGACAUCGUGGUAAAAGCAGGAGAAGAGUUUUCCAUUACUGUACCAUUCACAGGGUUUCCAAAACCAACUGCCACUUGGACCAAAAAUGAUAAGGAUAUUGAUGAAACGGACGCAAGAAUGUUCCUCAAGGUUGGCGAUGCUUCAGCUGUACUUGCGGUUACAAAUGCCAAACGAGAUGAUACAGCAACUUUCAAAGUUCAUCUCAAAAAUAAAUCUGGCUUUGAUACUUGUUAUUGCAGGGUCACUGUUCUCGACAAGCCAUCAGCUCCAGAAAACGUUCAUGCUGAGGAAAUCGAAGGCGAGACAUUAACCUUAUACUGGCAUCCACCGAAAGACGAUGGCGGUGCCGAAGUCACCAACUACGUGGUUGAAAAGAAGGAAGUAGGCACUCUGACAUGGAUUCGUGUUUCCAGUUUUGUUACCACCACAGCCUGCAGAGUGAGGAACCUGGUGGUAGGAAAGCAGUACGACUUCCAGGUUAUGGCUGAGAACCAACAUGGAACCAGUGAACCUGGAAAAACAAGGGAACCAAUUCUGGCUAAGUUACCUUUCGAUCCACCUACCGCACCUGGUGCACCCCAAGCUGUAGAAACAUCCGUAGAUUCCAUCACUUUGACGUGGCUGAAGCCAAGAGACGAUGGAGGCAGCCCGAUUACAGGAUACGUACUUGAAAAACGUGACAAGGGCAAAGACCGAUGGGCCCCUGCCUGCCAGACCACAAUCACAGAUCUCACUUUCAGAGUGACCGGACUCAAAGAAAAUCAGGAAUAUGAGUUCCGAGUUGCAGCGGUCAAUGCAGCUGGGCAGAGUCCAUUCAGUUCGAAUUCCGAAGGAAUUUUUGCCAGGCCACCAUCAAGUUCUCCAAGAAUCGACGCUACCUUCAGCAUGCGAGAUAUUACUGUGCUGGCUGGAGAAGAAUUUACUAUUAGAGUUCCAUUUAAUGCAUUCCCUACUCCAACAGCCUCAUGGACCAUUAACGGUAAACCUGUGGUCAAAACUGACCGAGUAUACAGUGAAGUCAAUGUAGCCUUCACGGUGCUUAUAAACAAAAAAGCAAAGAGAGAUGAUUCUGGAAAUUACACCUUAGUACUGAAAAAUCAACAUGGAACAGAUAAUGCUUCUUGCAGAGUACUUGUUGUCGAUAAGCCUGGACCACCUGAGGGACCUUUGGAAGCAUCGGACGUGAGUCCAGAAACAUGCUCUUUGUCAUGGAGGCCUCCAAAAGACGAUGGUGGCAGUGCGAUCACCAACUACGUAGUCGAGAAACAAGAAGCUACAUCACAGGUAUGGACUAAAUUGAGCAGCUACGUAAGGGGAUGUCAUUACGAAGUCAUGGGAUUGGAGCACAAGAAAAAAUACCACUUCCGUGUUCGAGCAGAGAAUAAAUAUGGAGUUGGUGCUCCACUGGACACUGACCGCCUCAUAACUGCCAAAUUCUCUUUCGAUCCUCCUGGCCCUCCGAGCACACCAACUAUCACAGAUUACGACGGUGUGAAUGUGAGCCUAUCUUGGGAUCCUCCUGUCAGCGAUGGUGGCUCAAGAAUACAAGGAUACCAGGUCGAAUACUGUGAUAUGGCCGACGGAAGGUGGCGUGCAGGAAACGAGUACUUAGUGAAGGAGACGCACUUCACAAUUCCUAACCUGACAGAGAACCACGAUUAUCAAUUCCGUAUAAAAGCGAAGAACGCAGCUGGUUUAGGAGAAGCUAGUCAACCAACAAGUACAUUCAGACUAAAGAAGAAAUUCAGUCCACCAUCACCACCUCAAGAUGUAAUGGUUGUGAAAGUUGGACGUAGUUAUGUAGAACUUAGAUGGGAGAAACCGCGUUCAGAUGGUGGAAGCAAGAUAACUGGGUACAUUGUUGAACGAAGGGAAGCCGGAAGCACGUUCUGGUUCAAAGCGAACGAUUUCCCGUGCGCAGAUUGCAACUAUACUGUGAUGAACCUGAUGGAGAAUGCUGAAUACGAGUUCCGAGUGUUCGCCGUCAAUGCUGCCGGCAAGAGCGAUCCCAGUGCUUGCACCAACCCCAUCAAGGUCUGCGAAGUUUCGGGUGGUCAGAAACCAGAGUUUGUUAGAAAACUCUUCAACAAAAGCGUUGCGCUCAAUAAACAUAUCGUCCUUGACUGUGAAGCUAUUGGAAAUCCAGCUCCUACAGCUAGAUGGUUCAAGAACGGUCGUGAAAUACAUUCCUCUGGUAGAUUCCUAUGCAGUGAAGGCAAAGACGGAGAGUUCAAACUCACCAUCACUGAAGUCUGGGAUACGGACGAAGGCGAAUACGCAUGCGUCGCCAGCAAUUCCUUGGGCUCCGACAAAUGUUUCGCCAGGAUGAUCAUUGCCGUUGCUCCAAGGAUUGAACGCUGCCCAGCAGAAGUGUACUUCCCUGAGAAGGACAACGGCAAGGUCAAGAUCUAUUUCUCUGGUACUUCUCCCUUCGACGUUUUGCUGUACAAAGACAACUUUGAGGUCAAAGAGGAUGGCCACAUCAAAUACACAGUGUUCGACGAUUACGUCAUUAUCUAUUGGAAAGAGAUCGAGAAGAAUGAUAUGGGCAAGUACAAGUUCACAGUCAAGAAUGAAAGUGGCUCGGCUGAAGCAGAUUUCAGGUUGUUCGUGACAGGGUUACCCGGCCCUCCGAUCGGACCACUUGAUGUGAGUGACAUCACGCAACACACUGCCACACUUGCCUGGAAAGUACCAGAAUACGACGGUGGAUGCAAGAUUACUCACUACUUCAUUGAAAGGAAGGAGACCACUCACAAUCAAUGGGUUAUUGCUGCCAGCUAUUGCAAAGAUACAACAUUUACAGUGCAAGGCUUGACAGAAAAUGGUGAAUACUUAUUCCGAGUGAUGGCGGUUAACGAAAACGGGCAGAGUGCUCCACUAGAAGGUCUUAAUCCAAUAAUUGCUAAGUUGCCCUUUGACCCGCCUGGACCACCAGGAGUACCAAAAGUCAUUGAAGUUGGUGGUGAUUUCGUCAAUUUGUCAUGGGAGAAGCCAGAGAAAGAUGGCGGUUCACGGAUCCUUGGUUACUGGAUCGAAAAGAGAGAGGCUGGAACGCAAACCUGGCAGAAGGUGAAUCUGACGUCAUGUCACGCAACACAAAUCAACGUCACGAAUCUUAUAGAAGGAAGGCAGUACGAGUUUAAAGUUUGUGCUUAUAACGAAGCCGGAGUCGGACCUGAAGUCCUCUCGGAAACAGCUGUUAAGAUUAUCGAUCCCGAUGCACCUGUUCCACCGGAAUUCAUGACGCCAUUGAAAAAUUGCAUGGUUACGGAGAACAAAAUUGCUCAGUUUACUUGCACUGUGGUUGGAAAUCCAAAACCACACAUCACAUGGUACAAAGGAGUGAGGGAAGUGUUUGAAGGUACAGGAAAAUAUACCCUCCUAAAAGAAGGAGACACCUACACCUUGAGUAUAAAUGACGUCUACGGAGAGGAUGCUGACGAGUACAGUUGUAGAGCGUAUAACAAGGGUGGAGUCAGGACAUCAAGAGCCGAGCUUCUCAUCAUGAAACCACCUCACAUUAACGUUCCACCAAGGUUCAGAGACGUGGCUCAAUUCGAGAAAGGAGAGAAUGUCACCUUGAAGAUUCCAUUCACGGGCUACCCGAAACCACGAGUCAAGUGGAGCAGGAACGAGGAACAAAUUGAAAAGGGUGCUCACUAUGAUGUCAUCGUCAGCGAAAGACAUGCCGUUCUCAUCAUUCGUGACGUCAGAACCGAUGACAAUGGGCCCUACCGCUUGGUAGUAGAAAACGAGCUCGGAAUGGACUCUGCCAUCAUCAAAAUCAAAAUUAGUGAUCGACCUGAUAAACCAAGGGAUGUUACUGCUGAUCGUCCAACAGAAGAUUCUGUCACUCUUUCUUGGAAGGCGCCAGAAUGGGAUGGUGGUUCGCACAUUCAUAAUUACAUCAUUGAAAAACAAGAAUCGCCAAUGACCAGCUGGAUCAGAUGCGGAAAUACCAGAUUGACAUUACACCAAAUAACUGGCCUGAAUGCAAACAAAGAGUAUCGAUUUAGAGUGUACGCUGAGAAUAUCUUUGGACGAAGUGAUCCUAGUGACGCCUCAUCUCCUAUCAUGACACCCCAAUCAAAGAAAGAAAAGGCAAAAAGAAAGCAAUUUGAUGCUCAAGGAAAGAAGAUUCGUGGAAGGUCAGAAGGCACAAUUUCAAACUAUGAUCAGUUUGUGUUCGACAUUGAUAAAUACAUUCCUCAACCCGUUGGCAUCAAGACUACCAGUGUUUACGAUUACUAUGACAUCUUAGAAGAAAUUGGAGUCGGUGCCUUCGGCGUUGUACACCGGUGCAAGGAACGUUCCACGGGACGAGUUUUUGCCGCCAAAUUCAUUCCGGUUUCGCAUCCAAUGGAGAAGACCAUGAUCAAGAGAGAGAUCGACAUCAUGAACCAACUUCACCAUCCCAAGCUCAUUCGACUGCACGACGCCUUCGAAGAGGACGACGAAAUGAUCCUCAUAUAUGAGUUCAUGUCCGGUGGAGAAUUAUUCGAGCGAAUUACAUCUGAUGGCUACACUAUGUCAGAGGCAGAAGUGAUCCUCUACAUGAGGCAGAUCUGUGAAGCUGUCAAACACAUGCACGAAAAGAAUAUCAUUCAUUUGGACUUGAAGCCUGAAAACAUCAUGUGCACGACGAAGAACAGCAAGAAUGUCAAAGUGAUCGAUUUCGGACUGGCCACGAAGUUAGAUCCCAACGAAGCUGUAAAAAUAUCUACCGGAACGGCCGAAUUUGCCGCACCAGAAAUCGUUGAACGGGAACCGGUUGGUUUUUACACUGACAUGUGGGCCGUUGGAGUGCUGGCUUACGUUCUAUUGAGUGGUUUGUCUCCAUUUGCUGGCGAGAACGACAUCGAAACUUUGAAGAACGUUCGCGCUUGUGAUUGGGACUUCGACGUAGAAGCGUUUGCGAAUGUGUCUGAGCAAGGAAAAGACUUCAUCAGGAGGUUGUUACAAAGAAGCAAAGACAAGCGAAUGACAGCUCACGAGUGCUUAGAUCAUGCAUGGCUGAAGGGUGAAAUGGAACCCUCAACGUCACCAAUCGAAAGAAGCAGAUACAUCAAGUUCAGGGAUCGUAUACGUGCAAGAUAUGGAGAUUACUGGUUCUCUUGUGUUAUUCCUCUGGGUCACAUUUCCAACUACAGUUCUCUCAGAAAACUCCAUGAAGAACGAUACAAAAUUCGAGAAUUUUACUUUGAUCGUAGACAGGCAGCGCCUCGUUUCGUCAUCCGUCCACAAAGCACCUUCGUUUACGAGGGCCAAGCAGCUAAAUUUUAUUGCCGAAUUAUUGCAGCGUUCCCUGCAACCGUUACUUGGUAUCGUGAUAGUGCAGAACUGAGACAGAGCGUCAAGUACAUGAAGCGCUAUGAAAACGACGACUACUUCUUUGUGCUCAACAGGUGCAAGACUGAAGAUCGUGGAGAAUACAUUAUCCGAGCCGAAAACAGUUACGGAUUCAGGGAAGAACCCGUUUUCCUCAACGUACAAGCCAUCCCUCGUGAUAUCCCCCAUGUGCGGCUGGAUGAGCCAGUGCGCAAGCGCUUCCCGAAGGCCAAACUAUGGGACGAACCCAGUGAUUGCGCCCCAUGCUUCACAUUCCAGCUCAGGCCUCGAAUCAUGCAGACCGGAUCGGUUUGCAAGUUGCUCUGCUGCCUGAAAGGAAAACCCACCCCCACGGUGAGGUGGUUCAAGGACGGAAAAGAGCUUAACAAAUUCGAUUACAACAGCAACCAUGCAGAUGGUGUUGUCACGAUAGAGAUUGUGGGAUGCACCGUCGAAGAUUCUGGAAGGUACAGUUGCAGAGCUAGUAAUCCAUUGGGAGAAGACGAGACCUGGUGCGAAGUGCUAGUCGAAGACCGUAAGGGUCCACCCCUCAAAACACCACUCAUUGUCGCUCCCACGCCAUCCGGGACACCUCUUCCUGGUCAAGCGUCUUCAAUCCGCUCCACAUACUCCCCGAUGAGGGACACAUACAGAGCAUCGUCCAUGUCUAGAACUGGAGGCGGUUAUUCCGGCUCAAGCAAGUACAGCUCCGAUUACUCCAGUAAAUACAAUUCCGAUUACUCUAGCAAGUACAGUUCUUCAAACAAGUACAGCUCAGAUUACAAAUCUUCAUCAAGUUACUCAUCGUCUUCCACAUCACGAAACGUCCAGUCUUCGUCCUAUAGUAGUUCCUCCACAAAAAAGGGAAGUGAUUAUUUGUCUACUGGUGGAUAUAGUUCCUCAAGGUUAUCGCCCUCACCAAGGUAUUCACCGCCAAGGUCAUCGCCUCCAUCUUCAAAACGCGUCCAAAAGCCCUAUGGGAAGAAAACAACAGCAGAGGGUGAAAGCCCUGUUAGAUCUAGGACAUCUACCAGGGAGUUGGAAAUUCCCGAUGAUUCGACCAUGGCUGCUCCAACAUUCAAAGUCGGCUUGAGUGACUUGAAAAUCAGAGAUGGGGAAUCUCUAUGUCUGAAGUGUGAAGUUACAGGUGAUCCUGACCCACAAAUUGAAUGGUUUAAAAAUGAUGAGCAACUUCACUCCUCUGAUAUCAUUGACUUAAAAUACAAGAACAAGGUGGCAUCUUUAUCCAUUGGCGAAGUAUUUCCAGAAGAUGAAGGGGUUUAUGUUUGCAAAGCAACCAAUUCCUUGGGAACUGUCUCGACCACAGGCAAACUAACCAUUUUGCCGAUGGAAAAGAAGAAAGCAGCCAAGAGUGGAGCGGGAAAACCUCCAAGAAUCACCAAGCACGUUUCCAGCAUGAUUGUUAAAGACGGAGAUCCAUUGACAUUCUCAUGUACAAUCAAAUGUGCUUCGCCGUUCGAUGUCGUAUGGCUCCACAACGAAAAGGAGAUCAAAAACAGCAAGGACUUCCAGUACGUGACAGAAGGCGACGAGUACAAGCUCGUCGUGCCAGAGAUAUUCCCGGAUGAUGCCGGAAUCUACACUUGUGAGGCAUUCAACGAUGCUGGAGAAGCCUUCAGCAGCUGCACACUAGUCGUUUUAGUUCCUAAUGAACCAGUCAAAGGACCAGGAUUCAAGAAAUUCCCACAGUCACAGACAGUUCACGAAAAUCAGCCAACCACUUUCACUGCAGAGUUGGAAAACAGUGCUGAUAAAGUGACCUGGACGAAAGACGGCAAAGUCCUAGACGAGAAGAGUGCCCUCAUCAAGACGUCGAAGUCGGGCAAGGAGUGCAGCCUCAGUAUCGAGAAGUGCUCCUCCAACGAUGUGGGACAGUACAGUCUUCGAGCAGCGAGUUCCUCUCUGGGAGACAGUAUAGCCACCUUCUCGUUAAAUGUCCUCACCGAAAGUGACCUGUGAUCAGGAUUGGUUCCUUUUUAAAAAAAAGUUUCUGCCGCACUUGUUCUCGUCUGUUCUGGAGCAUGCGCAGAAGAAACUUACGACAAGAAACGAAACAAGAAAAAUUCGUCUACGAACAUAAAUCGAUAUUUUACAGUAUCUGUACAGACAUCAUAACAUUGUCCGCGUGUAUGUGUGUGUGUUUCUGCGUGGUAUAAGUUUUAAAAUUAUCAAUGGAACGAGCUGAAUCUGCCCUUAAAAUCACUUAGCAAAUAAAUAUUACACUAAAAACGAAUGAAAAAUCGUAAAAAAAUAUUACAAUGCCCCCAUUAUUCAUCCAACGUAUCAAUAUCACAUACGUCAAUCGCAAAGUGAUUUUGAAAAAAGACAUUUAAGUUAUUGAAUUAUGAAACUAUAAGAAUGCAAUUUGUUGGAUUAAAAAUUAAAAUUCAAUGGGGUAACUGCAAGAAAUAAAAAUACGCCCAAGAUUUAUUGUCUAUUCAGAAAGCAGGUAAUUUGUUUAACUGUACUGCACAUCGAAAAGUCCCUGUCUGGUUUUUCAUAACUGUGUAAAAAAGUAUAUGCAACUAAUUACCUCGAUGAUUGUGUUUGGAAAAUGGACUAAAUAAAACUAUUAUUGCAUUUAAUUUUUCCAUCCAACAAAGUGCAUUUCGAAUCUUUCAUAUAAAUCAUCAUUGCUUUAAAAGCUUGAAACAAAGUUCUGCCAAUUGUGAAUAAAUGAGAAUGAUUUUUCAACACAAUUUUAAUUCGGAGAAUGACUGACUUUAGAAUGCUCGCCAUUUUUAAGAAAAAUCCGUGCAAACUUUCAUGUUCUUAAUGUCUCAAAGACAUGUAGUGUCCGUUUUGCAUCCUGAAGCCCAAAUUUUUGUUCAAAUUUCGUCAUAGUAUUCUAUCAAUAGAUGUUGUAGAAAUAUGAUUGUCAAUAAAGUUGAUUCAAUCAGUUUA
This is a messenger RNA of Uloborus diversus, 26892 nucleotides long. Its product is annotated as twitchin-like. Gene Ontology annotation, molecular function: protein kinase activity; protein binding; ATP binding. NCBI's taxonomy places the organism in Eukaryota, Metazoa, Arthropoda, Arachnida, Araneae, Uloboridae. Gene Ontology annotation, biological process: protein phosphorylation. The record is from RefSeq and is a predicted model, not a curated record.